AAUUUCAGAUAAUUUCAAGCGGUAAUAAAUCCGGCUUGAAGUGAUAACAGAAUGCGGAUAAUUAAUUAGUAAUGCAAAUGUUAAACAAAUUGCUGAGAAAAUUUGUUGAGUUAUUAUUAAUCGUAUUUGUUGUUACGAAAUGUACAUCAAUGUUACAGUCUGAGAAAUCUUUAAACGAUGCCAUAAUAGUUCCUUCACACGAACAAACAUCUUCUAUAUCCAAAAUAGUGAACACUGAAAACAAAAAUUUGCAAUAUGUAACACAAACAUCUUCUGUAGGGAACAAUAAUCCGAGUAAAGAAAAUGAAAAAGUCAAGAACAUCGUUAAGAAAGAUAAAAAAAGUAAAUUAGAUAGAGAGGGGCCAAAAGUAUGGGAUCACUGGGGAAACUGGUCUAGUUGUAGUGUUACUUGUGGAGUUGGAAAACUUACAAGAUGGAGACACUGUGUAAGCGGAGGUUGUCUUUUAGGCGAGAAAAAAGCACAAUUAAGGACAUGUACUCUUGCAGCAUGUUAACAUUGUUUUCCAAAACAUACUUUUUACAGCAUGUUUAUAAUUGAAAUAAACAAAAUAUAUUAGAGUUGGAUAAUAAUAA
Molecule: messenger RNA, 594 nt
Organism: Osmia lignaria (orchard mason bee)
Lineage: Eukaryota; Metazoa; Arthropoda; Insecta; Hymenoptera; Megachilidae
Source: RefSeq, a predicted model, not a curated record